Messenger RNA from Trichoplax adhaerens, 2802 nucleotides. RefSeq lists its product as uncharacterized. Bases 1 to 2802 code for a protein of 933 amino acids. The record is from RefSeq and is a predicted model, not a curated record. The transcript is spliced from 2 exons. NCBI's taxonomy places the organism in Eukaryota, Metazoa, Placozoa, Uniplacotomia, Trichoplacea, Trichoplacidae.
AUGGCAACAAAUCACUUUAUAUCGCGUUAUAUAGUUGUUACUUUUAUUUGGCUAUCUUGGCAAACAGCUUUAAGUUAUACUAAUCAAAUACCAUCGGAUGCUAUCUGCCAAUUAUCUGUAAAAGAUGCGACACAAGCUUAUACUAAAUUUAAAGACUUGACUAAAUUGGAUUGGUCUAGAGUGAUUCUAUUUAAUAUGAGUAUAGGAAAUCGGAUUAUACCUGCACAUAAUGGUUGGAGGGGUACUUAUUUUUAUGCAUGGAUAAAAAAAAAUCUAGGUGAGGCUAUUUAUACCUUACCUACGACCUAUAUAGCCACGAGUCUAAGUCUUUAUUCUGUUUUCAUAUCCGAAUAUAAGUUGUCUCUUGUUGAAUCUACCGACGGCUGUUACGAUCGUCUGCCUGACUUAGAAAGUAAAGAUUAUAUCUUAUUCAAGGCACUAGCCGAAUUUACAGGCUUAAAUCGUAGUUGUAGCGGUAAAAAUUGCGGUACCGUCUGUCAAAGACAUUUUAUAAGAAACGAUGGAAAUUUUGCUCAUGAAAUUUACUAUUCAUGCUGUCCAAGUGGCGUACCGAAGACGGAGAUUAAUAUUAACGAGUGUUUCAUCGAGAAGAAACUAGAAUGGUAUGUUCCAUUGAUGGAGUUAUUUUCAGUUUGUUUAAGCAUCAUUUUAAGUGGAGCAGCUACAGACAAAAUUUUAAAUUGGUUUAUAACGGAAUUUGAAAGGGACAUUGAAAUCAAAUCUACUCGUGUUCGUGUAUUAAAUGAAUGUAAGCUAGAGCAUCUAGGAUACUUCUAUCUAUCCGAUAAAGCUGACAGUAAUCCUUGGAUACAUAUACAUCAUGCCUUUAAAUAUUGUAUAUUUACAGUAAUUUGUAUGUCAGCUGGGUUUAUAUCGAUAUUUGUACAGAAAUUUCCAAUAUUAUUUAUCCUUGUUCCUAAAAUGUAUCCGUAUAUAACACCACUUAUACCGCAUUUUAUCAAACAAAUAUUUAUGGUAGUAGCAUUAAUUAGCGGCGGUGGUAUAUUUUUUAUACUUUUAGCCGAUCUCCGGCAAUUUUGCAAAGCAAAAUAUAGAUUGAGUCAACAGGAACAACCUAAAAUAUCACAACGAUAUCGCUAUAUGUCGCGAAAUAGCAAUCGACAAGGCUAUUUUCAAUUAUUCAUCUAUAUUAACAAGAUAACUCAUCACUUAAGAUCAUUUCAUGUUAUAGGACUUUUCAAUAACUUAGUAGCAUUACUAUUCUGCUUGCUGUUUUUUAUAGCGGGAAGAGUAGGCACUUACCGUAGCGCAAUGUUUAUGACAGAAAUAUUAACAAUUAAAUUAAGAACUGCAUUCCUACCAACUAAUCCAUCUUGGCGAGUUCCUUGUUAUUUAAUGUCUAUGUUUUAUGCUAGCGCAGCAUUUUUAUAUUCCCUUGUUACGAUAGGCUUUUUAUGGAUUGGUCUUCAACUCGUUUUCAGAGUCAUUAUUACUGUAACAGCAUUUGUGGUCGCUUAUUCGGUUUACUUUAGUCUUGUUAUCGUUAUAGUGAUUCCAUACGUACAUUACAUUAUCCAAAUAUCUGAUGCUUAUAACAAAACUGAUAGGAUGAUACGAAAACGAAUAAUCGCCUUAAAAUAUACAGGUGCGAUAAAACGAAUAGUAGGCAAUAUACUACAAGCAAAUCAAGGUUAUUUGGAAGUCUAUGUAGCCAUGGCAUACGAUGAUAUCCUUAUAGAUUUACCAGAAAUGCUUGAAGAUGUUAACAUCCGAAAAUACAUCAAGAUCUAUGUUGAAUGGAUGAAUCGCAAGCCUAACCAUCAGAUUAUCGAUGGAAACUCGAAAAUUAUUUUUGAAUAUAAAAUAUUACAAGAUGGGAAUGUUAAAGUUAAAUUAAAGCAGUGUAUUAAUGGCUGCACUAAUUGUCCGCAAGCUGAAAAGAUCAAUCAUAUGCUAGAAUAUAUAGCUCAAUAUUUAAAGAAUAGCAAGAUCGAAGGCUUCGAAAAAAAGUUAACUCAGAUUUACUAUCCGAAAGAAGUGGCUGACGCAGACGAUAAAAAUAGUAAUGAAGGCAUAAGUAAUGAUAACGAUAAAUCUGACAAUAAAGAUGAGAAGAAAGAUAAAAAGAAACACGAAGAUAGAACUUGCGAUCAGCCUGUUGCUAUUCCUUUAGAGUUAUAUCAAUAUCUACGUUAUUACGCUCCUCAAAUAUCAAUCAGUCUAUGGCGUGUAUUCUUCAAUAUUAUUUUUGUAAGCGGAUUAUUCUUCAUAUUUGUUUUAACAGUUUUACUGGAUUAUAAGAUUCAAACGUUUUCAUCGUUAAAUUCUGCUAUAGCUAAAACACCUGUUAUCUAUGUAGCUACAAUUUUAUCACUUAAACAUCUUAAAAUAUCAGAAUUAACAGAAGACGAAGUUGACGAGAUUCUACUUACAUAUAUUGUUAAAUAUCGAAGAGGAUAUCAAUUCUUUUGUACAGAAGGGAUACAUUUUCAACCUGUAGUUCAAGCAUAUCGGAUGAUUUUUGUAAAUUUUAAUCAAAACUCAGACGAUGAUGAAGAAAUGCUGCAACUUGAUAGCACGACGUCGAAUAAUAUCAGUCAGUCAAAUAAUACUAACCAGUUAAAUGAUGUGAAUCAGUUGGAUAAUAUGAAUCAGCUGAAUAAUGCAAAUUCGCAGAAUAAUCGAUUCAUUAAUAAUGGCGAGAUUCAAUUUAGAUAUAUUUUAAAUAUACUAAGAAAUGCUUUUGGAUAUCCUAAGAAACAUGACGAUUACGACUUGUUAAACGAUAAUUCUGAAGCUAACAGCACUGUUUCAUGUUAA